AUGGAUACCACGCCCUACAGUGACCACGCUUCAAGGCCUUCUUUCACCGCUCCGCCGACGACUCCCACUGGCAAGAACUCUCCGUUCAUAAAUCCUCGUCGUAAGUACAAACGGCGAGGUACUGGCUCCAUCUCCGACACCAAAAGCGAAGGCUCAGAAGAUGAGGCAGGUUCCUCCAUGUCAGAAUCCGAAGAACACGAAUUAGGGCUGUUGGAAUCAGAUGUGGAUGCCGACGAUGACGGAGAAAGCGGGUUGAACAAACAUGAAAGACGCAAAUAUCUCAAAGGAAAGAGGCGGCGUGAUGGACUCGAUGCGAGGAUCGCUGGUACAACAGGCAUAUCCGAGGAUGAGGCGCGGGAGGCCGACAAAAAUGUCGUCCGCAACCUGGUCAUCAAUGCCGUCCUCAUCGGCCUGUGGUAUUUCUUCUCUCUGGCCAUAUCCAUUUACAAUAAGAUGAUGUUCUCAUCCGAUCACCUCGAUUUCCACUUUCCGCUCUUCGCAACCUCGUUACACAUGGUCGUUCAAUUCAUCUUGGCCUCAUGCAUCCUUUUGAUAUUCCCCUCCUUACGACCGUCGCAGCCUCAUUCGCAGAUAUAUGGAAACGAAGCACAGCCCUCCAAACCGCUAGUCACCCCUCUAUUCUAUUUCACCCGACUAGUGCCCACUGGGACGACGACAUCCCUCGACAUUGGCCUGGGCAACACCUCACUUCGCUUCAUCACCUUAACAUUCUACACCAUGUGUAAAUCCUCAGUCUUGAUCUUCGUUCUUGUGUUCGCCUUCCUCUUCCGGCUGGAAAAGCCCUCUCUCAAACUAAUACUCAUCAUCCUCACCAUGACCUUUGGAGUUCUCAUGAUGGUGGCCGGCGAAACGGCUUUUCAUGCUCUCGGCUUCGCGUUGGCCAUGUCCGCAUCCUUCUUUUCAGGCUUCCGAUGGGCCUUGACUCAAAUCCUUCUUCUCCGCCAUCCUGCAACCUCCAAUCCAUUUGCCACGAUGUUUUUCAUCGCUCCCAUCAUGUUUGUCACGCUGUUCUUCAUAGCAUGCGUCUCCGAAACCCCACCCGCUGUCAUCACAGGCAUUACCCUCCUGGUUAGGGAACACGGGAUCGUCAAAGCUCUGCUUCUGUUGGUUGUUCCGGGAUGCAUUGCGUUCUGCAUGAUCGCAAGCGAGUUCACUUUACUCCAACGCACCAGUGUCGUCACCCUCAGUAUCUGUGGCAUCUUCAAAGAAGUGGUUACCAUUAGUGCCGCGGGCAUUGUGUUCCAUGACGAGCUGUCUAUGGUUAACAUUACUGGGUUGAUCAUCACAAUCAUCAGCAUUGCCAGCUACAACUACUUGAAGAUUGUCAAAAUGAGGGAAGAGGCGAGGGAGAAGCUGAAGAAGAAGGAUGAGGAGCAGUAUCGCGAGUUGGAUGAUGAAGAUGAUGAUGAGGUCAGCAAUACUGCAGCGGCAGAUUUCACGUCACUCCAUGAUGCCAAUAAUGCAGCACGCGACCUUACGGGCUCUGGCUCAGGUUCGAGAUCCGAACCCAUUCCGAACAGCGCUCUGGGUCCGUCAGCGAAGAGAAAGGAAAACAUAGAAUAG
Messenger RNA from Fonsecaea multimorphosa CBS 102226, 1584 nucleotides. RefSeq lists its product as uncharacterized. Gene Ontology annotation, cellular component: cis-Golgi network; Golgi apparatus; endoplasmic reticulum-Golgi intermediate compartment. The record is from RefSeq and is a predicted model, not a curated record. The transcript is spliced from 2 exons. NCBI's taxonomy places the organism in Eukaryota, Fungi, Ascomycota, Eurotiomycetes, Chaetothyriales, Herpotrichiellaceae. The coding region runs from base 1 to 1584 and encodes 527 amino acids. Gene Ontology annotation, biological process: UDP-glucose transmembrane transport. Gene Ontology annotation, molecular function: antiporter activity.